AGGCUCGCAUGGAACGUGACCUGAGUGCCAAGAAGAUGUUUCAGGAUGAAGAUCUUCCAGAGUCUGGAGCAGGGAGUGAAUUUAACCGGAAGCAGAGGGAAGAGGCUCGAAGGAAGAAGUAUGGUAUCAUUCUGAAGGAGUUCAAGAAUGAGGACCAACCGUGGACUCUGCGAGUGAAUGGCAAAGCAGGGCGAAAGUAAGUGGUGCCUCACACAAAGGCAAAACCUGAUCUUAAAAAGACGUGAGUUUAUGGUUUUUAUGUAUCUGCAGAUUCAGAGGAGUGAAGAAGGGUGGAGUGACCGAGAAUGCCUCUUACUUCAUCUUUACUCAGUGUCCUGACGGAGCCUUUGAAGCAUUUCCUGUUUCCAACUGGUACAACUUCACACCAGUGGCCAAGCAUCGAACUCUCACUGCCGAGGAGGCCGAGCAAGAAUGGGAGAGGUGAUUAAUGUCCCAUCAUGUUACCGCUAUCCAGACAGGAGGAAGCGAUAGGAGUUUGUGCUUCUUUCUUCCUAUUACGGCCUAGUGAUAUGAGCAUCACAUUAAUGUUACAAAGAAUAAGGGGACAGCACAAAUACAUUAACAACAUAUUCCUUGGUUAACUGAAAAAUAUAUUUUUAAAACCUGCUCAGUAGCAUAACUUUAAAUUUUAACUUUCAUAAUUUAAUUUUUUUUCCCAUUACAUUUAAUGAAACUUAGUGAUAUAUUUUUAAAUAAUGUAUACUGAUUCUUUUGAAUCAGCACAGGGUGACACACAGGAGGGAGCUAUGGGACAUGGAGUCUGUCCCUCCCAGCACAGGGUGACACAGACAGGAGGGAGGUAUGGGACAUGGAGUCUGUCCCUCCCAGCACAGGGUGACACAGACAGGAGGGAGAUAUGGGACAUGGAGUCUGUCCCUCCCAGCACAGGGUGACCUAGACGGGAAGGAGCAAAGGAUUGUACAAGCAAGGAUAAUGGGGAAUUGCUUACCACUGUACAGUAAUUCUUCCUCUAUACUUGUUACUCUCUCCUCACUUACAUAACAUUCUGUGUUAGAUGAUUUCUUUACUAUGCCAACAUAUUUGUCUACAGACGUAAUAAGAUCCUUAAUCACUUCACCAUUAUGCAACAACGUCGUCUGAAAGACCAAGGAGGAGACGAUGAUGAGGAAGAGGGUUCAGGCAAGCAGGAAAAGGGAGGAAAGAACAAGAAAAAGAAGAAAAAAAAUGACCUCAAAAUCCAUGACCUAGAGGAUGACCUGGAGCUGAGCUCUAGCGAGAGUGAGGAAAGUGGGGAAGAUGGUGAGUGAAGGUGCAAGACACAACCUUGAAGUUCUGGGAGGGACGGGGGGGUGUUAGAAUGAGUGUAAGAUUCAGAGGGGGAGCAGUGAGGGAGACUCGAUCAGUAAGAGAGUGACAAGUGUUUACAGAGAGGAAGCACUGGGAAAGACUGAGUGUAGAAAUGUGGGAAUGAGAGUAAUACAAAUAGGGGACACUCUGAGAGAUUAGAAGUGUGGGAAUUUGUGUGCACAAUGUUGGCACUGGUAGGGGUGGAGAAUGGUGAGUAUGAGUGUAAGAUAAAGUUUGAAGGUGCUGGUGAGGUAUUAUUGGUAGCCCAUGUUUGAAGGCUCCCUACUGAAGUGCUCUAGCUCGCUCAUACAUAUUGUCUCUAUACUGGUAGAAACGUAAACAGUCUUCAGAUAAAUAAGUUGUUCACACAGGGAUUUGUGCGAUAGCUUUCCAAUGCUUUCACAUAGGAAAGCAUUGGAUUGGCUGAGAUCAUCGUUUGGUCUUAGUCAAGGGGGCAGAGCGUUGACAAGCUGCCGUGACUGGACCCACAUGGCGCUAGAAAAAGGUGAGUAAUCUUUUUAACGAAAAGAAAGGGGGGGCAGCAGGGACAUAAACAGCUAGACAUAAAGUGUCAGGAAUACAUAUUUGUAUUCCUGACACUAUAGUGUUGCUUUAAAGAAAAAGAAGAAACACCCAUUCACCCUUUUUUUUUUUUUUGCAUGAUUUUUGAACAAUAUUCAAGGUGAACGCCGGCCAAAGCCACAGAAAAAGUCUUCUGCCCAAACGAAGAAGAAGAAGAAGAAACAUUCAGAUACUGAGGCUCUAGAGGACAGCGAUGAUGGCGACUUUGAGGGCCAAGAAGUGGACUAUAUGUCUGAUGACGAGAGCAGGUGAGUUGGAAGGAGUAAGCUUUAUAUAGAGCUAAUGUUAGAGAAUCAAAAGUGCGUAGAACGAACAUUGAUGUUUGGGGAAAAUACUAAAUCUUUAUGAAUCAAGAUAAAUGUUGCCUGUGCUUUCAUUUGAUGGGUGGGUCUGCAUGAUACCCAGAAGAUAUUACUUGGUUAUAGGCUAUUACAGCUACUCACAGUAACAUUGUAGAAAAUAAAUGUAACUCUAUGGAACCCAGAUGUAUGCCGACUCUCAUGUAAUAACAUAGAGGCAGUUUUUGAGCCUGAUGUUUGACGGUAAUAACUCUUGUAGAAUUAAAAUUUUAGGGUUGUUCACUAAAAUGAGAAUUUAAAAUGAAUUUUCAAUUUUAAAGUGACAGUCUGGACCCCUAAAGCAUUUUAUCUUGCUGAGAUGUGUUACGUGGGAAGAAUGUGUCCUCUUUUCAUUUUAUAAAAACUGCAGAUUUCAAUUGAAAUUGGAACUUUUAUAAAUUAACCUUGUUACAGCCCCCUGGCUGUCAGUCAGACAAGUGUUACUUUUUUAGCUCCAUUGAGUUAAACGCUAGGCAAUUUGAGCAAUUGCCCAGAGCACCUGCCUUGCAAAGGCUUCAUUGAGCUAUAUUGUGAAGUUUGUGAUUGGACAGCUACAGCUUGUAAAGGCUGCAGUGUGCAUGUACGCUACAAAUUACAGUGUGAAUUGUGCUUGUUUCUUUGUGUUCUGUUUUUAUAUACAGUUCUUAAAUAAUUUGUACUGUAUUGUAGCUAAGAAUUACUUUCAGAAAAUUAAAGUGCUGAUUGCGCUCACUAUUGAUGUCUAUAGUGUAUGUUUUACACUGGGAAUAGAGAGAAGGUUACUAAUCCAUCAUCUAUUUUUCAUUUUAUAGCUCGGAUGAGGAACUUCCUGGGAAACCCACACCCGCCAAGGAGGAGGAAUUGCCUAAAGGUAAAAUUCUAUGAUGUAUUCUAUAUGUCUAUUUAUUUCUGUAUGUACACAACUUGGCCUAAUAGAGAGAGUUUUCAAGCUCUAUGCAGUUAGCCGGGCUUUAAUGUUACUUGCCAAAAGAAACCUCUUAUAAUGUAACUAAUACACAAUUGAAGACCUGGAUGCUUGAAUACCUUUAGCACUCUGACAACAGUUGAGCCUGAAAUUGCGCCUUUGCUAAUAAAGGUGGAUGCUUGGAAAGUGUACCUACAGGACUUUGCAGCUCUUAUCUUUUGGGUCCUUUAAUCCAGUGGCUUCCCCAAUGAGUAGAGUGGUGUUUUUAGAUAGAUGUGCUAUAAGAACAUAUAUUUUAGGAAGGGUUUCCCAAGCUUCUGUUUCUUGCUACUUAAAAGAGUGCUACUUAAACGAGUGCUUAGACUGUUUUGAAGUAAAGACAUUCUUCUUAGGAUUUCUUCCAAUCUUAUUGGGUGACCUAUUGUAUAUUGCUGCUAAUGAACAGGUUAGCACAUAGCAGUUUGUACUGACCCUGUGUAUAUUUGCAUAGUGCUAUCACAUCCCCUCUUGGGUGCCUUUUUUUUUUUCUAAAGAGAGCAAAUUCAGUUUUUCUAGCGUUUCUUCAUAAGUUUUCCAUCCCCCUUUUUAAUUUUGUAGCUUGCCUCUGCACUAUUUCCAGUUCUGCUAUAUCCUUCUUUAAAACUGGUCCCCAAAAUUGCAUCGCAUAUUCCAGGUGGGGUCUGGAAGUGCUGAGCCUUACCUAUUAAUGGGUAAUGUGCUGAAUGUACUAACAAGACCAGUUUAUAUACUGACGUUACCGAGAUUGCAUAUCCCUGUAAUAAGCAGACAGCUCCUGAUUCGCUGACCAGUACAAUGCAUGACGAAACUGUGACAUUCAUGCCAGGACUUCAAUCAAAAUCGAGUUAAUAACUUUUGUAGGUAGGAAACUAUUAAUGGGAUAAAGGACCUGGAGUGACCUUGACACACAUGUCUUGUUCUAUUACAGGGAUAGAUGAGGGGAGUGAGUCCAGUGAGGAAAGCGAGGAGGAGAAGGUUGAGGAAGAGGAUGAAGAAGAGAAGAAAGCAGCAACCCCUCAAGAAAAGAAGAAAAAGAGAGGUAAGAAACAAGUUAUUAAAUCCCAUAAUCUCUUUUUAGUGUUUAGGAUGGCAUAUCCCAAUGCUCCAGUAACGUACUUGAAAUUACAGUAAAUAAUAUGUUGUGAAUGGAACUCUGUUGUCUAACUACUGCAUACUGGCUUGGAUUUAGACAGCAGUGACGAGUCGGACACAUCCGAAGACAGUGAUAUAGAGGGAGAAGCAUCGUCUGCACUUUUCAUGCAGGUAAAUGAGCUGUUACUAACAGAUGGACACCAGGACGGGAAUGGGAAAUCCAUAUACCAGGGGUGUGCAAAUUAAAAUAAAUACAUACAUAAAAUAGUGGUCCAACGAACUAAAGUGGUAGUACAUGACAAUCUACAUGUCCUGACAUAAACUAAUUUCAAAUUAUAAAGAUUGGGAAUUGUGCUUAGAGCUAGACAUUGGCAGCGUUCUUCACCUCAACUGAGACCUGCAACUCGAAAAGUUCUCCAAUUCGACUAUAGUCCUAACUGGCUCAUUUUGCUUUUUGGAUUUAAUUUGUGAAAAUUUAUAGUUUAGUGUCUGAGUCUCUGUCCUCCCCCAUAGUGUGUGUGUGUGUGUGUGUGUGUGUGUGUGUUUGCUGGCUGUAUUUAGUGUGUGGUGUGCUGGUUGUAGAAUUUGUAUUGUAAUGUAGCUGUGAUCUCCACUUUAUGAGGUUUAGCAGGCUUACUGGGUUCUUGGAUCCAUAGCGAUCUAGAGUGGGAGGAUGAGGGUUGUACCGCCGGCAUGUGCCCAUCUCCUUAAUCGCUGCAUUGCAGUCUGACAAUUGUUAGUCUGCAUGCUGAAAAUUCCGCCAGUUGCGCUUUAUCUCACUAGAGGGUGCUGGGCUACAAGGUAGCCAUUCCCAAAUUCUGGACCUGUCUUCCAGCAGCCCAGCUUCCUGAUACUAAAAAUGUCUCAAUACAUCUUUCAUAUGCCUAUUUCCCCACAAACUUUUAUAUUCUCAUCAGUGUUCUGUAUUGCCUACGCUUCAUAUAACAAACAUCGUGCCUUGGUGUCCACAAUCCUGUUUAGAAAAAGAAGACCCCUCCAAAGAAAGAUCGUAAGGGAGGCUCCAACAACAGCUCCCGUGGCAACAGUCGACCUGGGACUCCAUCUCCUGACUCGGGAAACACAUCAAACACGUUAAGAGCAGCGGCCAACAAACUGGAACAGGGUAAGCGGGGGGUAAGGGGAGUUAUUUGUAGAGGACAGACACAGUUGGGCUUUGAAACAUUAGAAUAUUAAUAUGCCUCACUGAGAGAAUUCUAGUGUGACUUUAGGCAGCUCAUAUUCUGUGCAGGGCAUGUUGGGUUUUCUAAGUUGUAAUGUUAGAAGAUGGCACUGGUGAGCUAUGUACAGUUAUGAAGUUCUGCAAGAAAUUGACUAAGGGAGAUGGUGCUGGGGAGCCUUGUACGGUUAGAAUGUUUACAUGAUCAGGCAGGGCCCAAUCUUGGCCAGGGCACUGGAAGAAGACUUAACUACAGGCUGGCAUUAAAAGAAGGCAUUCCUUCACCGCACAUUGAUGUGAAGGUUACUCUCGAAAUUCCAAACUUUGGCAAAUCUGAAUACACACAGUGUUCCAGAGUAAUUAAAAACACACGGCACCAAGAAUGUAAGGUGUAUUAGCAUUGUCACUGUGUGUGUUCGUAGUGUUAUAUGGAGUGUAUUACGUGGAGAGUUGGCAUGCAGAUGUUUAUUCAUUCAUUGCAUUUGCUUGUUUACAGUCCUAUUGGUGCACUGUAUCCCACCUGCCGCCAUAUGCCCCUCUCCCCCAGAUUAAGCCAGGCCUGGGGUAAAUGGUGCUGAUGAGAUUUAUGUGGUUAGAAUAUUCAUAGUUUUGGACAUGGUGCUGAUGAGCAGUUACAACGUUAAGGAGAUGCCACUUAAAAGUUGUGUAAAAUUACAAUGUUCACACACUGUGUAAGGCAGAUGGCGCUAGUGAGCUGUAAACUGUUAUAACUUUCACCCACUGUGAAGUAGAUGUACGAUGACAAUGUUAACACUCUGUAAGGGCAACAGCCACACACAAAAAGUUACUUUUUUUUUUUUUUGCAUAAUUUAAUAGGUAAACGAGGAGCUGUCUCUCACUCUCCAGCAGCUAAACGGCUGAAGAUGGAUCCAGGUCCUCAAAACACAUCUGGGAAAUCCACUCCACAACCUCAGUCUGGAAAAUCCACUCCAAGCAGCGGGUACGAGAGGAGUAUUACAUACCAUCUGUCAUUUAACGCGAGGUAGACAAUUCUUUAUAUUCAUAUUAUUUGUCUAUUUCUCACACAGUGAUAUCCAGCUGACAGAAGAGGCCGUGCGUCGCUACCUGACCCGCAAGCCCAUGACAACUAAAGACCUCUUGAAGAAGUUUCAGACCAAGAAGACUGGCUUGAGCAGUGAGCAGACUGUGAAUGUCCUUGCACAGAUCCUGAAGAGACUGAACCCAGACCGCAAAAUUGUGCACGAGAAGAUGCACUUUUACCUCAAAGAGUGAUCUACCUAUCAGCUUUCUACACCACCACACACAUAACACACUAGCUGCUCCUUGCACUGCCAUCAGUUAUUGUGUCACAUGAAACACGUGUGGUACCUUGGUAGGAGACUUAGGUCUGCUCGGGUGUAACAAAGCAGCACUUGGCAGUGAUGAACCUGGACUGUUGCGCACAAUGGCAAAAAAAGCAGGGGUCAAACCGUGCUGUAGUAGUGAAAUGUGUGUUUAGUAGGGGCGGUGCGUGUGUUGGCGGUUUGGGGGGAGAGUGUUGCUGAGUGAUAGAAUGAGUGCGCCAGGCAGUGGGUAAGAAUGUCUGGUCUGUGUGAUUUGUAGGGGUGACUUGCAGUGAAGAGAGGGGGUCUCAUCCGUAUGAGCUGCUGUAUUGCAGGUGUGUGUGGCGGGUAGUUUGACUGGUAUCAGUAGCUGUACUGAGAAUUUGGAGUGGUUGGCAGUGCCAAUGUGACAUGAAUGAAACAUAGUGGCUGUGUUUUGUUUUGUUUUUUAUUUCAAUUUGUACUGUUUCAUACAGACUGUAAUAAAUAUAUAUAUGUA
Pelobates cultripes (western spadefoot toad) is the source of this 7243-nucleotide messenger RNA. Lineage: Eukaryota; Metazoa; Chordata; Amphibia; Anura; Pelobatidae. The record is from the annotation of a GenBank genome assembly.